UAGCGGUCUAGGAUAAGCAAUUGAGCUGACUAACUUUUGGUAGCGCGUGCGAGUGUCAACCAUUCUCGGUCACAGCUUCCACGAUUUGGUGGUGCUCAUAGGCGGGCCAGCACAGAGAGAAAGUAGAAUUCCUGUUACACUUUGUUAACGCAGCAGAUCACGAUCGAUGCUUGAUGACACCCCGGGACCUUUUGUUCUCUCUAGGUAAAGCUAUGGACGGUGGAGGCCAGAGCACCCGCCGGCAGGUUGGAAAACUGAUAUAAACGUCUUCCUUCCGGGCACAAUGCUGGACGACACUUGUCAGAUAACUACGUUGACUUUUCGAUAUCUGCACUCGCCAUGUCUGAACAAUCUGAUCGCGCCCCCGCCCCGGACCAGGCUGAGUCUGACGCCUGGUUUCCCUCACCAUAUUCCCUCACGCAAUAUGUGCCUCCGAAGACUGACUUUGACGGUGCGGAUUAUCCAAAUCGUUAUGACGGUGGCAAGUGGAAGAUCCUCCUGAUUGCAACACAAGAGAGGUAUCUCCAGAUGGCUGGAGGCGAAUUCUUCUCUACUGGUAACCAGCCUGUCGAAAUGCUCUUGCCAGUACUCCAUCUCGAUGCAGCUGGUUUCGAGGUCGACAUCGCGACCGUCUCCGGUGAUCCCGUCAAACUCGAGAUGUGGGCUUUCCCCAAGGAGGACGAGGCGGUCAAAAAAAUAUACGAAAAGUAUAAGAAGAAGCUCCGGCAGCCGCUUGAUCUGCAGAAGGUUUGGGGUACUGGAUUCACAAAGGAAACGCCAUACAUCGGAGUCUUCGUUCCUGGUGGACAUGGCGCUCUCAACGGCAUACCUUCGUCGCCCACGGUGGGGAACGUUCUAAGAUGGGCCGACGCAAAUCAACGUUAUUUGAUUACACUUUGCCAUGGACCAGCGUGUAUGUUGGCUGCCAACAUUGGAAAGCCUGAAGGCAGCAAAUUCAUCUACGACGGUUACAAGAUUGAUGUCUUCCCCGACUCGCUAGACUCCGGAGUCAACAUCGAGAUCGGGUAUAUUCCGGGAAAGAUGUCCUGGCUUGUUGGCGAGGAACUGCGCAAGCUCGGCGUCACUAUAAUCAAUGAGAAAAUGACCGGCGAAACCCACCGUGAUCGCUAUGUCCUCACAGGCGACUCGCCACUGGCCUCGAACAACCUGGGAAAGCUAGCCGCUGGCGUACUCCUCGACGACGUUGCCAAGCGUUCUUGAAGUGUCUUUGACGGAGGUCCAGAAAUAAUACACCCUCAUGGGUAUGAUCCGGAGGAAUCCAUGUUGAACAAGAACUGGAUUUGUCCAGAGGUAGUUUCCACU
Messenger RNA from Exophiala viscosa, 1323 nucleotides. RefSeq names its product class I glutamine amidotransferase-like protein. The coding region runs from base 340 to 1221 and encodes 293 amino acids. NCBI's taxonomy places the organism in Eukaryota, Fungi, Ascomycota, Eurotiomycetes, Chaetothyriales, Herpotrichiellaceae. The record is from RefSeq and is a predicted model, not a curated record. The transcript is spliced from 2 exons. Gene Ontology annotation, cellular component: cytoplasm. Gene Ontology annotation, molecular function: glyoxalase III activity; protein deglycase activity.